Carassius carassius (crucian carp) is the source of this 1824-nucleotide messenger RNA. RefSeq names its product biglycan-like. The record is from RefSeq and is a predicted model, not a curated record. The transcript is spliced from 8 exons. The coding region runs from base 314 to 1429 and encodes 371 amino acids. Lineage: Eukaryota; Metazoa; Chordata; Actinopteri; Cypriniformes; Cyprinidae. Gene Ontology annotation, molecular function: protein binding.
GUAUGAGAGCGGUCGGUUGGCUGAAGUUGUUGCACUGUUCAACCCACCCAAACCAACGCGCCUGUGUGCGCCCAAUUCCUCCGCGUGAAAACCAGUCCAGCUCUCCGCCUCACUGACAGAAACAGCCUUGAUGACCCGCGGGAGAUAGUUAAGUCAGUUAAACCUAGAAGACGAAGUCACGUUUAUAUAUGCUUUAUGCUUCAAAGCCCAAAUAACAAACACUAAAGGCAAAUAGCCUACGUUCGCAGGAGCGUGGAAAUAUUACAGCCCAAAUUAAGGUAAGUCUGUGUGUGUGAGUCUCUGUUUACCAGACAUGUUCUCCUGCCGCUCUUUCCUGCUUCUGCUGCUCAAUGUCUGCAGCCUGACUGCUCCCUCAUUGGCUCUACCCUUUGAGCAGAGAGGAUUCUGGGACUUUGCUAUGGAUGGAGAAGUGGGGGAUCUGAUGACGGUAAUGAUGAGAGAUGAAGAGGGUUCAGCUGUGGAGGAGCUGCCGCCAGAUGUGUCUUCAUGCCCCUUUGGUUGCCAUUGUCAGCUCAAUGUGGUGCAGUGCUCAGACCUAAGUUUGACUGUAGUGCCAAAGGAAAUUCCCAGAGACACCAAACUCCUGGACUUGCAGAACAACCGCAUUACAGAACUUAAGGAGAAUGACUUCAAAGGACUUACAAACCUCUAUGCUCUGUCACUGGUCAACAACAAGAUCUCCAAAGUCCACCCGCGAACCUUCGCACCCCUCUUACACUUAAAAAAGCUGUAUUUUUCCCAUAACCUCCUGACAGUGGUACCCAAGAACCUUCCCCCAUCCCUGGUGGAGCUGCGCAUUCAUGACAACCGUAUUAAGAAGGUUGCAGAAGGAACGUUCUCUGGUCUGGGCAGCAUGAACUGCAUUGAGAUGGGUGGAAACCCUAUUCAGAACAGCGGCUUUGAGCCUGGCGCUUUUAAAGGCCUGAAACUCAACUACCUGCGCAUCUCCGAGUCCAAACUCACCGGAAUACCAAAAGACUUCCCUGACAGUCUUCACGAGCUCCACUUGGACAAUAACCAGAUCCAGGCCAUUGAACUAGAGGACCUGAGCCGCUAUAAACACCUGUACAGAUUGGGUCUGGGUUUCAACCACAUCCGGAUGAUUGAGAACGGCAGCCUAUCAUACGUCCCUAAUCUCAGGGAGCUGCAUUUGGAAAACAACCGGCUGACCCGCGUCCCCAUGGGUCUGCCAGACAUGAAGUACCUGCAGGUGGUCUACCUUCAUUCCAACAACAUAAGUCGAGUGGAUGUUAAUGACUUCUGUCCUCAGCGUUACGGCAUGAAGAAGAGCUUCUACAAUGGCAUUAGCCUCUAUGGCAACCUGGUUAACUACUGGGAGGUACAGCCUGCCACUUUUCGCUGCGUUGGAGACCGACUGGCCAUUCAGUUUGGAAACUAUAAGAAGUAGAGAAUGGACGAAAAGAGAGAAUUGGGAACAAAUAACAAUGCUGGAAUUGAAACAGAACAAAAAACUGGGCCAAAAUGGUGUCAACAAACAGUGUUUGCAAAUGAUUUUUAUUAUGUAUCUUUAGAUGUAUUUGUUUAUGAAGUCUAAAGGUUCACAACAAGUAUGUAAACUAUAACGAUAAAGAUAUCAUUUUAAAAAUGAAAUGAAGUUGAAAGAAUAAAAUUAAAAGUAUAGCACAGUCCACACCACGACUAUAUCGAUAUCUUUUGUUGGAAUCACUAUCAGCCAAAUUUAAUUAGGCAGAUGAAUGAUAAAAACAUUGACAGCCAAUCAGAAUCCACAUUUUAAAGAACUCAAGCAUUUAAAGGGGCAGAGACCAAACUGCAGCAUCCAUA